AUGCCCGUCGCGCCAGACGCCUACACGUACACACCACUGAUCCGCGUGCUCUGUGACAGCGGCAGGGUCGCCGACACGCUCAGCUUGCUCGACGAUAUGCUCCGCCGCAGGUGCCAGCCCAACGUCGUCACCUACACUGGCCUCCUGGUGGCCAUGUGCAGGAACAGUGGGUUCACAGUCCUUGACAAGAUGCGUGCAAAGGGAUGCUCGCCCAACAUCGUCACGUCAUCAUAA
Messenger RNA from Miscanthus lutarioriparius, 234 nucleotides. NCBI's taxonomy places the organism in Eukaryota, Viridiplantae, Streptophyta, Magnoliopsida, Poales, Poaceae. The record is from the annotation of a GenBank genome assembly.